Messenger RNA from Anopheles moucheti, 651 nucleotides. RefSeq lists its product as uncharacterized. The record is from RefSeq and is a predicted model, not a curated record. Bases 1 to 651 code for a protein of 216 amino acids. The transcript is spliced from 4 exons. NCBI's taxonomy places the organism in Eukaryota, Metazoa, Arthropoda, Insecta, Diptera, Culicidae.
AUGGGUAUGCAAUUGGGCAAUCUAGCUGCUCGUCCAGAACCGCCUAUACUUGGUCCGUCCUCUGGUUCGCUUGAUAGUGGUAAUGGUCUGAGCACCAGUCCCGGUGGCCCGGGUGGUUCGAUCGGUUACAGCUAUGGUCCACCCCCACCAUCGCCGUCCAUCACCAUUAACAGCUACGGUUCGGCCACCUCCGAGUACGGACCACCGACGCAGGCCCCCAUCAUACACAAGCACGUGUACGUGCAUGUACCACCACCGGAACCGGAGUACGUCACUACCAGGAAACCGGUCGUGGUGCCGCCGCCCCAGAAACAUUACAAAAUAGUGUUCAUAAAGGCACCGUCCCCGCCGACGCCCGCCCCACCAGUGCUGCCCCCGAUCCAACAAAACGAAGAGAAAACGCUCGUGUACGUGCUGGUGAAGAAACAGGACGAACCGGAAGAGAUCGUCAUACCGACGAUUGCGCCGACGCCACCCUCCAAGCCGGAAGUGUACUUCAUCCGCUACAAAACACAGCGAUCAUCGGCCGAGCACGGGAGUAAUGGCGGUGGACCAUAUCCGGAGAGUGGCGGACCAACGCCACCCACCGAGUACGGUGCACCGCCAGUACCGAGCCAAAGCCCCAGCAACAGUUACGGUGUACCGCUAUAG